Molecule: messenger RNA, 616 nt
Organism: Microtus ochrogaster (prairie vole)
Lineage: Eukaryota; Metazoa; Chordata; Mammalia; Rodentia; Cricetidae
Product: spermatogenesis-associated protein 21-like
Molecular function (GO): calcium ion binding
Source: RefSeq, a predicted model, not a curated record
AUCCUUAGCCAAAGACAAGUAGCUUCCGGUCCUCCUUUCUUUCUCCACAUGUAAGAUGGAAGAGAUCGAGACGUGGUGUCUGAGCCCGCUGUCCCACUUUUCUCCUCCAAGCUACUAUUUAAAGAAGCAGCGGGCUCUGCGGCUGAGCACGUGCAGUAAGAGCCGGGCGCGCUGCCAGGGUCGGCCUGCGCGUACACACACGGGUCUCACCUUCUUCUGCCAGGCGGCGCGCCUCAGCGGCCUCUCCAGUACCCAGCUUGCGCGCUCCCUGCACACACUGUACAGAACGGGUGGGCGCAGCCCCUACGCUCAGAUUCCCAACCUAACCGGGCGCCAGCGACCAGAACGCAGGAUCUCGAACCGAGCCCCGGGCCCCGACGUUCGCUUCCCCAAGCCCCAUCAGCCAGGCCGCCCCAAGCUCCCUCCCAACCUGGGACCACUCAGCAAAGGUCCCCUCCGUCCUCCCGCCGGGCUAGCGAGCCAGCCGCUGGAGCAAAUGCGCCCCUCGAAGCUGGCUCCCUCUCCGCCAACUCUAGUGCAGAAGCACCCCUCCUACCCUUCGCCAGCCUGUUUCCAGAGAUGUGCUAUGAAGAGCUUGUACAAAUAAAGAGUUUGC